AUGAACUCUAACGCGAAUCAAGCAGCAGGUGCUUUGGCAGUUAGUCCGUUCCCAGCACCACCAGAUUAUGCUCAACACUACACGACUGAACGGAUUAGCCAGGGUGCUGUGCUGCCACCGCCUCCUGUGCAAACUGUAUUCACUGUAUUCGGAGAAGAGUAUCGCUUGGAAGAUGACAUCAUAAGAUCUCUCGCAUCGCAAAAUAUCAAACAGUUAUACCCGACAAAAUACGACUGGAAAACGGAAAUGAAGAAACUGAACAGGUUUGUCGUUUGAAC
Messenger RNA from Strongylus vulgaris, 278 nucleotides. The record is from the annotation of a GenBank genome assembly. Lineage: Eukaryota; Metazoa; Nematoda; Chromadorea; Rhabditida; Strongylidae.